Messenger RNA from Calliphora vicina (urban bluebottle blowfly), 668 nucleotides. RefSeq lists its product as uncharacterized. The record is from RefSeq and is a predicted model, not a curated record. The transcript has a single exon. NCBI's taxonomy places the organism in Eukaryota, Metazoa, Arthropoda, Insecta, Diptera, Calliphoridae. The coding region runs from base 65 to 406 and encodes 113 amino acids.
UAAAUCAAAAGUCUUCUAACAAUAAGUUUGUUAAAAUAUCCAAAGGAAGUUCAGCAAUAAAGAAAUGUUUUCCUUGAAGUGUGUACUUUUGUUGGCUGCCUGCCUAAUCCUGGCUGUUUCAGCAUCACCCACCACCAUGGGUAUAUACGAUCCAGAACCAUCUGUCAUAGAUAAUGUUUAUAAGCCGGCUUUAGUACGUCACGUCCGUUCUCCAAAGGGAGGACAUAUUGAUGUGGGCGUCAAAAAGGAUCAGACUGGACGUGAGGCCUCUGUUAAUUACAAUCAAAAUCUUUUCACCAGCCAUGAUGGUCGUGGUACAGUUGAUGCUUAUGCUCAAGCUUCUCGUAAUUUUGAUCAUAAUCGUAAUGACUUUAAUGGAGGCAUUCGUGGAUCCUGGAGAUUUUAAGAUAACUUAUUAAUUUGAAGCCUUAAACUAAAAAAAUUAAGUUUUUUAAAUUUUUUGUGGGUAUUUAAUGAAAGUAUUAUUAAAAUGUAACAAAUUGUUUUUUUUUAAUUUUCAAAGAAAAUUUACAUAAAUAUUAAUGAAGUAAUUAAAAAAAUAAAAUUUAAAAAUUUAAAUUUUCUAUAGAAAAUCAAAAAAAAUUAUCGAUAAAUUUUCUAUAGCAAACUGAAAUAAUCGUUAAAUUUUCUAUAGCAAACUGAAAUAA